Cervus elaphus (red deer) is the source of this 3453-nucleotide messenger RNA. It is a transcript of the gene THUMPD3, whose product is annotated as THUMP domain containing 3. The transcript is spliced from 10 exons. Lineage: Eukaryota; Metazoa; Chordata; Mammalia; Artiodactyla; Cervidae. Gene Ontology annotation, biological process: tRNA methylation. Gene Ontology annotation, molecular function: RNA binding; tRNA (guanine) methyltransferase activity. The record is from RefSeq and is a predicted model, not a curated record. Bases 152 to 1660 code for a protein of 502 amino acids.
ACUGGUUGGCACUCUGACCUUGGCUGCAUAUGUCCUUUCGUGGGCUUCCGCUUCCUUAUUUAGUGAUUGUGAGCUCCUUAAUGGCAGGAACAAUGGGCCUCUCUGUUGACUCAGCUGGGACUACAUUCAGGAUCUUGGAAGCACUGCCAAUAUGUCUGAUGUUCAAGAAGCCACUAACCAGCUCCUGGAUGUAAAUCUUUGUGAGAACCAGAUGUCUAUACAAGUGACUGAAAGUGGCCCCAUAAGUGAGUCUGAGCGUCUCCAAGUCACUAUUGGUGCCACUGUGCCUACUGGUUUUGAGCAAACAGCUGCAGAUGAAGUGAGAGAGAAAUUGGGGUCAUCAUGCAAAAUCAGCAAAGACCGGGGCAAGAUAUAUUUUGACAUUUCAGUGGACAGUCUGGCUCAGGUUCAUUGUCUGAGGUCAGUUGAUAAUUUAUUUGUGGUUGUUCAGGAGUUUAAGGAUUACCAUUUCAAAGAAACAAAGGAAGAAGUUCUAAAGGAUUUUGAGGACCUGGCUGGGAAGCUUCCAUGGUCAGACCCUUUAAAAAUAUGGAAAAUUAACACAAGUUUCAAGAAAAAAAAAACAAAGCGCAGAAAGAUAAAUCCGAAUUCAAGUAAACAGAAGAUUGAUAAUGGACGAGGAGACACGACAGUUGAGAAGGAUGUUAAAGAGUUCGCUAACAGUGUCUCAGAUUCACUGAUCUUAGACUCUUAUGAAAAUCCAGCCAUCAAAGAAGAGGUAUCAACAUUAAUAGGUGAUGAUUUGACAUCUUGCAAAGAUGAGACUGAGGAAAACUCAAAAGAAGAAGCUGAUCCUGAAGUGCUGAAGUUUAGAGUCACAUGCAACAGGGCAGGAGAGAAACACUGCUUUUCCUCAAAUGAGGCAGCAAGAGAUUUUGGGGGUGCUGUUCAAGAUUAUUUUAAGUGGAAGGCUGAUAUGACCAACUUUGAUGUGGAGGUUCUUUUGAAUAUCCAUGAUAAUGAAAUUGUUGUGGGCAUUGCAUUGACAGAAGAGAGUCUCCACCGAAGAAAUAUCACACAUUUUGGACCCACAACUCUUAGAUCUACUCUUGCCUAUGGGAUGCUCAGGCUCUGUGCACCUCAGCCCACUGAUAUAAUAGUUGAUCCGAUGUGUGGAACAGGGGCAAUACCAAUUGAGGGGGCUACAGAAUGGUCUAACUGUUAUCAUAUUGCUGGUGAUAAUAAUCCAUUGGCUGUGAAUAGAGCUGCAAAUAACAUCUCAUCUUUAUUGACCAAGAUCCAAGUUAAAGAAGGCAAACUGUCCUUGGGCUUGCCCAUAGAUACUAUUCAGUGGGAUAUCUGCAAGCUGCCACUAAGAACUGGCUCUGUAGACAUUAUUGUAACAGACAUGCCAUUUGGAAAAAGGAUGGGCUCCAAGAAGAGAAACUGGAACCUUUAUCCAGCUUGCCUGCGGGAGAUGAGCCGUGUCUGUAGGCCAGGGACAGGCCGAGCUGUACUCCUCACUCAGGACAAGAAAUGCUUUGCCAAGGCAUUAUCUGGAAUGGGACACCUGUGGCGGAAGGUGCAUACCGUUUGGGUCAACAUAGGGGGUCUUCAUGCUGCAGUUUAUCUCCUGAAACGUACACCUCAAAGUUUUGUUCAUCCUUCAGAACAAGAUGGAGAAAGAUGUCCUUGGUAAUACAAAGAUCAAAAAUGAUUAAUAAUAUCUGUGCUUCCUGACACUGAAAAUAUCAGCACAAAGAACUUGCUUUGAGAGAAAAAAUAGUAUUAAUCAAAGAUUUGGUGUAAGUCUCUUCACCACAGUUAGGAAAAGGUAUAAAUGGAAUGUCUUAUAAGAAAGAAGAGCUUUUCUUUGGCACUGUUUGAAAGAGGUAGUUGAGCAAUUAGUACUUUUCUUAAAAGGUUUUAAAGAUGCUAAGCCUACUAAAAUGCUCCGGGAUUUGGGUUUAGAACAUUUUCAGGCUUUGUAACAGUUCCUGUUUUCCACUGUAGGUGGAAGGCUACUCUGGCCUCAUGGGAAGGCAGAGAGCCUAAACAGAGCAUGAGGUUACAUUUCAUUGUCUGUGCAGCUUUGCUGUUUAGUUGCUCAAGUUUUUUACCUAGGUUUCUAAAAAUGAAGCAUUAUGCUUUGUAAAAUAGUGUUUGUUCCAUGACAAGCUAAAUCUUAUAUAAGUUUUAUAAUAUAUUAAGACUUAUAGUUUACUAUCUGCCUUAAAAGUUAUAACAUCAGUAAGAUUAACACAUUUAAUCUGAAGAUACUAGACACUCCUAUUUGUAAGUAGCAACAAAUACAAUGGUAGAUGAAAGAAGGGACCAACAAGCCAUAUUUAAAGAAAUUUUAUUUUUUUCUUUCAAUACAUAAAGGUGAAGCUUUUCAAAAUCAGACAAACCUGUCAAAGUGUUUUUGUUGGCUUCUCUAAAGGACGGAGAACUGAUGAAUUAAAGACUUCAUGCAAGUCCUUCUGUUUUCCUCAGUCACUGUGUGCCGUGCUCAGUCGCUCAGUCAUGUCCGACUGUGCCCCAUCAACUGUAGCCCUUCCAGGCUCCUCGUCCAUGGGGAUUCUCCAGGCAAGAAUACUAGAGUGGGUUGCCACACCCUCCUCCAGGGGAUCUUCACCACCCAGGAAUUGAACCAGAGUCUCCUGCAUUGCAGGUGGACUCUUUACCAGCUGAGCUACUGUAUUUGCUUUUCUAGUUGCAGAAAGUCCUUCCCAAAACAGUAGAAAAUGAAAUAACCUAAAAAUUAAGUCUUGUGAAGCCAGUGCUUCCUGGGACAAAUUAGAUGUGGAGUUUUAUGUGGGACUCUGUAUUCAGUUUAUUUUGGAGUUUCUGGCUACAUUCAGCUUAGAUUUUUCAGUACCAUGUUAGUUACAUAACAGUGCUAUUCAUAAUUAACUUCUGAUGUCUCAUCUAGAAUAAAAGGACAGUAUUUAUUUCCUUUGAAAGAAAAGUUCAGAUUAGCAGCAUAAUCCACAGUCCUUAUGUGGUUUCUGUAUGAUAUACCUCCCACGUGAGUAUGAAUUGGAAAUGAGACAUUUAUAAGGGUCUUAUAUCCUAGACGGGAGUUUCUACCACCAUCAGAAUGCACAGUUGCACUAUUACAGGUUCAACAUAAAAUCUUUCACCUCUGACAAAAUAAACUGUUCAAACCUCUUAAAACUGUUGGUCCACAGUCCACAGUCCUAAUUAAAAACAUGUCUGUUUUCUUUGCUGCUUACCAAGUGCCUGACGCACUUACCUACCAGCAUGGGCAUUUAAUAUUUGUUGAACAUACGGAUAUUUUUGCAUAUUGGCUGUUUUUGAGUAUAUCAAAUUUGUGCUGGAUCCAUCAUAGCUUUAGUCCUAUUAAAUACCGUUAUAAAAACGAACAGAUUGGUUUAAGAUGAUAUAAGUAUGUAGUGAACACUAAUAGUUUGUCAUCUUCCUCCCUAGUAUUGUUUUGUAAUCUGGUGACAGGAACAGGAAAUGUGC